Molecule: messenger RNA, 2455 nt
Organism: Pieris rapae (cabbage white)
Lineage: Eukaryota; Metazoa; Arthropoda; Insecta; Lepidoptera; Pieridae
Product: G-protein coupled receptor moody
Exons: 3
Coding region: 14-1216 (400 amino acids)
Biological process (GO): G protein-coupled receptor signaling pathway
Cellular component (GO): membrane
Molecular function (GO): G protein-coupled receptor activity
Source: RefSeq, a predicted model, not a curated record
ACGUGCGUGCAUUAUGGCUGUUGGACUGGGGAAUGUGUUGUUUAGAAACGAAAGUGCCAAUGUGACGGAGUUGUAUCUGGACGAAGUUUAUCUCUUCAAGGAUUACCCUGAAGGCUUGUUGCGGUUCGCGACGGCCUGCUGCUUCAUUUGUAUGAUCAUCGGGAUCCCGGGGAACCUUAUUACAAUCAUCGCACUUUCGAGAUACGAAAAGGUCCGUAAUGCAACCGCGAUCUUCAUCAUCAACCUUUCAUUUUCGGACCUAUUAUUUUGCUGCUUCAACCUGCCACUGACGGCAUCCACCCUUCUCCAUCGGUCCUGGGUCCAUGGAGAGCUUCUCUGCAGACUGUUUCCCCUGAUGAGAUAUGGUCUUGUGGCAGCUUCCUUGUUCACUGUUACUGCUAUCACUAUCAAUCGUUAUGUCAUCAUCGCCCAUCCGAGACUUUAUCCAAUAGCAUACAAAACGAGGAACAUCCGCCUGAUGCUGCUUAUAAUAUGGUUAAGUUCUUUCGGAUGUUUGGUGGCGACAUGGUUCAACAAAUGGGGCAGCUUUGGGCUCGACGCUAGUAUCGGAUCUUGCUCCAUCAUCCAAGACAAAAACGGUCGAACACCGAAAAAGACACUCUUUCUUGUAGCGUUUACUAUACCUUGUGUUGCAAUAAUUUUUUGUUACACGAGAAUAUUCUUCAUAGUUAGAAAAACCUCUAAAAACUCUAAAACAGUAAAUACAGCCAAACAAGAACAACCAUCGUGCGAUGAACUCUCGUCCGUCGUAUCGUCUGACUCGAUGUCCAUAAAGUUCUCCGGCCCCGAAAUAAGUAUCAGUGAAAACACAGAGUCCUUUACCUCUGAUCCACAUAAAGGUACACAACGCACAUUCCAAAUCGAAACUAGAGACGAAAUAAAAAGAAAAGACAACAGGCUUCGAAGGACAGCAUUAAGAAAAUCUAUGGCGAUGCUCAAAUUGUCUCUGCCCACGCGGAAAGACAGGAGAUUAGGGACUAUGAUAAUCGCUAUCAUGAUUUCAUUCUGCACGUGCCACCUUCCUAUAACCAUAACAAAGCUGUUGCGGGAGAUAAAUCCCAAGCCGGCGUCUAAUAUAGCUUCUUAUCUCCUGCUGUAUCUGGCUUCUUGUAUCAACCCAGUGAUUUAUGUAGUAAUGUCGAACGAGUAUAGGAAAGCAUAUAAAAACCUUUUCAAAUGCAGGCGAAAGUCUUGAAUGACGCAUGGACAUUAAUUAAUGGACUGAAUGUUUUAGAGAAAAUACUCAUUUAGGUAUUAAGUGUGUGUCAUUGUUGUGAGACAAUGAAGCCAUUAUUGUAACGAUUAAUGUUUUCAAGUUUACGGUAGUAAUUGUGUAUAUUACAUAAUUACAUAUAUUUAAUAUUAAGUAUUGUUAAACGGGCCCAAGGAGUUACAUGUAUUGACAUUCCGUGUUUAAUAUUAAAAAUAAAGUGACAUAAUAAAUCAUACAAAUUGUCAAAAAGUAUACGAAUAGGCUCGAAUUAAAGAUGACUCUAAUGAAGUGGUUUAAAGUAGUUUGGUAAAUGUCUUAAUAUAUAAGGAUAUCCUUUUUUAGGCCCAUAAUACAGAUUGCCGGUGCCGAAGACACAAAUAUUUCAAAUUUGAUCAUAGUGCCAUACAUUCAUCAUGGUGAAGAGGGGUUUUAUUCUUGUAAUUGUCUGACAAUUAUAAGAUAAUAUUUUGCAAUUUUAAAAUGUAUGUAAAAACAAAAUGUUAAUUUAUUUAUAACAAAAAGUUAUAUUAAAACAUAGCCAUAAAUAAUUUGAAAUGUGGUUUGUAUUCGAAGAGAGGAAAUUUAUUUAUAUUUUAUUCAUGGAGUAUUUAAUGUUCACGAACCGACGAACGACGUAUUAAAUCUAUAGUUUAAUAGAGUCUAGUUUGGUCUCUACAAAUACUAUAUUUUCUGUGUUUCCUUAGUAAUACGUGGAUAAAAGUAGACAGUACUCUUCUCUCUUUUAAAAGUUGCCACGCGAUCGAAUUCGACGUGAAAUUAAAUUAAUUAUUAGCUUAGUGAAAUAAUCAAAUUGUUUCCAAAUUUUGAUAUAGUAACUUUUGAACUUGAAAAGUAAAAGUUUGUGUAAUGUAAUAAUAAUAAAUAGGUUUCGUUCGGUUUCGAAUAUAAACUACAUGUAACAGUACAAAAGACGUACCUACGGCCUAGAACCAAAGGAUAUUAAAAAUACAUUUUAAUAAUUCACAUCGAUUUGUUUGAUUUGUUUAUUUGUAAUCGAUGUUUUAUAACUGAUAUUAUGUCAACGUAUCAUAUUAGUAAAAUAUAAUUUGUAUAACUAUAAAAUAUCAAAUGUUAUUUGCUUAAGAGUUUAAAUGGUUUUGUAAUGAGAAAGACCAAAAUGUACCAAAGAAUCUCCUGGGGCCACGAUACCCAAGCCAUUGUACUUACCAAAGAUGUAAUUAAAUUGACUUAUGGAUUUAA